Molecule: messenger RNA, 1692 nt
Organism: Clonostachys byssicola
Lineage: Eukaryota; Fungi; Ascomycota; Sordariomycetes; Hypocreales; Bionectriaceae
Source: the annotation of a GenBank genome assembly
AUGAGCUCCGUAAUCCGAGACAAAGGGAUACCAGGUAUUCCCCAUCAUGACAUCAUUGUUGUCGGCGGUGGCUUUGGGGGCUGCUACGCCUUGUGGAAGUUCCGACAAUUGGGCUUCUCAAUCCACGUGUUCGAGGCCGGCUCGGAGCUCGGAGGCGUCUGGCACUGGAACAGUUAUCCUGGUGCUCGCGUCGACUCUGAAAUGCCAUAUUAUCAGUUCACCAUCCCUGAAGUCUGGCGCGACUGGAGCUGGUCGCAGCGCUUCCCAGAUCAUACUGAGAUAAAGGCAUACUUCCGACAUGUGGACAAGAUCCUCGAUCUAUCCAAGGACGUGAGCUACCAGAGCAUCGUCAAUGGGGCAGAUUUCGAUACUAGUUCCGGUUUAUGGACUAUCACUACCUCGAGUGGCGAGAUUGCAACCUGCAAGUGGUUCGUCCCCGCGAGUGGGAGCUCUCACAAGGCAUAUUCGCCUGAGUUUCCCAACCUCAGCGCCUAUGAGGGUCAAUUAGUCCACUCAUCCUCUUGGCCAAAAUCGGCAGUUCAUUUCAAAGGCAAGAGAGUCGCCGUCAUUGGCGCCGGUGCCACAGGGGUCCAACUGGUUCAGGAAAUCUCCAAAGUUGCUGGUAAUCUCAGUGUAUACAUUCGAAACCCCAAUAUCGCGCUUCCAAUGGGUCAGCGAGACAUCUCCCCUCUCGAACAAAGAUCGCAAAAGGGGAUAUAUAGAGGACUGUUUCAACUGGCGCGCGAUACGAAUGCUGGCUUGGCAUGCGAUGCACAGUCAAUUGCCGGUGCCGACGUGAGCGCCGAGGAGCGCGAGCGUUUCUGGGAAGAGCUCUGGUCGCGCGGAGGUUUCAGUUUCCAGGCAGGCAAUUAUUCAGACGUUCUCUCCAACGAGGAAACCAGCAGACAGAUUUAUGAGUUCUGGGCAUUCAAGGUACGACAACGAGUCCGGGAUCCCGCCAAGCAGGAAAUUGUGGCCCCGAGGGUGCAGCCUUAUCCCUUUGCCACAAAGAGAAGCAGUCUAGAGCAAGACUACUAUGAAUGUCUGGACAGGGAUAAUGUAGAUAUCAUUGGAUUGAAAAAGACACCUAUCCGUGAAUUCAGCCGAUCGGGCAUUGUCACGGAUGAUGGAAAGGAGAGGCAGCAUGACAUCGUCAUCAUGGCCACUGGCUACGAUAAUAUGACAGGUUCGCUCACCAGUAUGGGGCUACGGGGUAAGGACGGCAUAGACAUGAAGAAACGCUGGGAGGAUGGCGUUUGGUCGUAUCUAGGGAUCUUUGCAGGGGGGUGCCCAAACAUGUUCAUGAUAUAUGGACCGCAAGCACCAACGGCCUUCACCAAUGCUCCUAUUUUCAUCGAGGAGCAAGUUGAGAUUGUCGCUGCUCUACUAUUGAAACUAAAAAAAGAGGGAGUCCAGACCAUAGAACCACGUCGAGCAGCCGAGCAGAACUGGAAGACACUGUGCCAAGACAUCAGUGAUUCAUUACUAUUCAGGCUCAAUGACUCUUCGUGGUAUCUUGGUGCCAAUAUUCCAGGCAAGAAGCGAGAACAGCUAAACUACCUUGGCGGAAUGAUUAGGUACAGAGAGGCCUGUAAGAGCGGUCUAAAAGACUGGUCGAAUUUUGAGGUCAAGUGGACAAAGAGCAGCAACUCGCCGUUGGCUAAGUCCAACGCUCCAAUGGCUAGAAUUUAG